Molecule: messenger RNA, 2086 nt
Organism: Aspergillus candidus
Lineage: Eukaryota; Fungi; Ascomycota; Eurotiomycetes; Eurotiales; Aspergillaceae
Product: putative DNA polymerase iota
Exons: 3
Coding region: 247-1923 (558 amino acids)
Biological process (GO): translesion synthesis
Molecular function (GO): DNA-directed DNA polymerase activity; damaged DNA binding
Source: RefSeq, a predicted model, not a curated record
GCUUUCCCGAGCCACAGUUCACCAGCCACCUGUGCUUCUGCAUAACUGUCCUCUUUAUACUGAAUGACUCAUCCUGCAGAUUGAUGAACUUUCCACCACCACCACCAUCACCACCACCACCAUUAACAACACAAGAACACAACAACAGCUACUAAUACUAAUACUACUACUUCUAUUCUUAUCGUCUAUUCUCAUCGUCUAUUCUUAUCGUCAUGACGUGAUUCCACUAGAUCCUUCCUUUCACGCAUGGCCUCUCCAUCUUUAUCUCCUGACGACCAACGCAUCAUCGUCCACUUGGAUUAUGACUGUUUCUAUGCCUCCGUCUUUGAAGUGGAGCAUCCCGCCUGGAAAUCCCGUCCGUUGGCCGUCCAGCAGAAACAGAUCGUCGUCACCUGCAACUAUGAGGCUCGUCGUCGUGGGUUACGCAAGCUGCAACUCAUCCGUGAGGCGAAGCAGAUCUGCCCCGAGCUUCUGGUCGUCUUAGGUGAGGAUCUGUCCCGGUUUCGCGAUGCCUCCAAAGACCUCUACCACUUCCUGCGCCCCAUGGUGUGGGGAGGGCGUGUCGAGAAACUAGGGUUGGAUGAGUUGUUUUUGGACGUCUCCCACAUGGUCGACUACAAUGUGGACCAACUCAACCCCCAUGAUCUGGACCACUCGUUCUUCCACCUCGACCGACACGAUCCCACCCGGGGAUUUGUCUUCAGUGCCACCACCGUGCAGGGGCCCACCUAUCCAGCGGACGGGGCGCAAUCGGUGAGGAAUGACACCCGCCUCGACAUCCGCCUCCGCCUAGCCUCGCAUCUGGCUGCCUACCUCCGCGCCCAGCUGGAGACCCAAAAGGGCUACACCGCCACCGCCGGCAUCGCGACCUCCAAGCUCCUGGCCAAGCUUGUUGGCAGCACCCACAAGCCCAACAGCCAAACCACCCUCCUCCCCCCGUACGGACCAUCCCCGCCUGAUGUCCAAGGCAACGUCCGGGACUUUCUGGACGGCCACCAGAUUCGCCAGAUUCCCGGCAUCGGCUCUGCCCUCGCCCGGAAGAUCACCGCGCAUCUGACGGCCGCGGACCCCGAUGACCCCGUCACCGUCCGGGACCUGCGUCGAUGUGCGGGCAUGGGCCCCGCGCGGCUGGACCGCAUCCUCAGCGGCCCCGGAGCUCCCAAGGAGAUCGGCUGGCGUGUUUGGCGGUUGAUUCACGGCGUUGACACCGCCGAGGUCCUGCCGGCUCGGGACCUCCCUACGCAGAUCAGCAUCGAGGACACGUACGGCCGCCUCGACACCAUCGAACAGGUCCGCAAAGCCCUGGUCGCGCUGACCAUCAGCCUAAUCCGGCGGAUGCGGACCGAUCUGACGGAGCCAGCGACCGACGUCCCUCGCGGACUCCGGUGGCUUGCCCGUCCCCGGACGCUGCGGCUGUCCACGCGCCUCCGACCGCCCGUCCAGGCGAACGGAACGCGCGGCCUCGGGGGGAAUCGGGUCUCGCGCUCCGCCCCGCUGCCGCCGUUCGUCCUGCACCUCGACGAGCACAUUGAUGCGGUGGCGGAGCGACUGGUCCAGGAGCGGACGCUGUCCUUGUUCCGUCGACUGCACCCCGAACCGUCCGGGUGGAACUUGCACUUGAUGAACGUGGCCGUGACGAAUCUGGCCGAGACGGCGAGUAGCGGACAAGACAUUGGUCGGAUGUUCCAGCGGCCAGAGUCGAGCCGCCCCCAAAGCCCGCCCGUGGUCGUCGAGCGGGAUCCAGUCAGCGCGGAAGGGUCAGCGGUGGAGGAAACACCGCUCUCCCCGACGUCGGACGAGGAUGGAUGGGGGGAUAGCGACGAGGACCGCAUCCCGUCCGUGCCCUGUGCGACCUGCGGGGUGUCCAUCCCACAUUUUGCCCUGGUCGCUCACCAGGUGUACCAUUCGGUGGCCGAAUCAUGACGGCCGGGCGGGGUCUACGGUUCCACGGUACGGACGAUUACGGUGUUUCGGACAGAGAGAUGCCCUGGAGCGGAACCAGGAUCUAUUCCAUGCCCUGAGCGGACACACUGAUGGGUCGAGAUUGUCUGUCCACGUAGACUUCAUGUAUUCCUAAUCGCUCGUC